Eimeria acervulina is the source of this 4554-nucleotide messenger RNA. RefSeq names its product DNA mismatch repair protein, putative. Gene Ontology annotation, molecular function: ATP-dependent DNA damage sensor activity; ATP hydrolysis activity; mismatched DNA binding. Gene Ontology annotation, biological process: mismatch repair. Gene Ontology annotation, cellular component: MutLalpha complex. Bases 1 to 4554 code for a protein of 1517 amino acids. NCBI's taxonomy places the organism in Eukaryota, Apicomplexa, Conoidasida, Eucoccidiorida, Eimeriidae. The transcript has 10 exons. The record is from RefSeq and is a predicted model, not a curated record.
AUGGCAGCUGCACCGCCAACAGGACAAAUGGGGGGAAACAGCAAUAAUGAGCCUCAUGCAACACUAGUAGAAGACUCAGGCAGCAGCACAACUCCUCGGGGAGGUGACCAGUGGUCACCUGUCUCCGAGGCCCUAGCACUCGGUAGAGCAGACAACAGACCCGAUGCACGCGACACCGCUUCUGCUGCUGAUGCUGCUGCAGAGGGGCCUAACGUGGCAGGUGGGGGAGGUACAGCAGUCAUCAGCUGCACUAACAGCAGCAGCAGCAGCAGCAACGGCAGCAGUAGCGUGUCUGCUGGUGAGUUUGACAUGAAGGAUUUCUCUUCCUUCUCUGCUCCUUCUGCUCCUCCUGUCCUGCCUCCAGCGUCAGCACGCGGGAGACGCAUUGCUCGCAUAUCGGGGGAGACAGCAGCGGCAAUCAGCAGUCAGCAGGUUGUUGUUGACCUUAAAAGUAUUUGCAAAGAACUCGUAGAGAACGCCCUUGAUGCAGGCGCCACGUCUAUAGAGGUGCGUUUGAUGGAUUGCGGGUUGGGGGGUGUGGAGGUCCGCGACAACGGCAGUGGCAUAUCGCCUGAAGACCUGAAGCUCCUUGGCUGUCGCCAUGCGACCUCCAAGAUAAAGACAUUUGAAGACGUUUACAGCAAAUUGGAUUCUUUGGGAUUCCGAGGAGAAGCGAUAUCCUCUCUCUGCUACGUGGCCUCCGUAUCUAUCAUCACCCGUUGCCGCGCUGCUGACUUUGCAACGCGUGUCGUCUUUAACCACAAAGGAGAACAAAUUGCACAUGAAGCAACGGCGAGAGAGGUGGGAACGACGGUGAUCGUGGAAGAUGUCUUUGGCCGUUUGCCUCUUCGGCGGCGGACGAUGGAACAGACGAAGCAGCGGCAGCUGCAAGACGCGCUGGCGCUACUGCAGAGAAUUGCUUUGCUGCAUGCGACGUCUUGUCGUUUUGUUCUCUCGAACUUCGACUCCAAAACGGGAGGCCGCACCACUUUCUUGGCUACUAAGGGGACCAGUGCGAGUUUGCUGGAGGCUGCGUUGAGUGUCUAUGGACCGAAGCAGCUGGCUACAUGCACUGAAAUAACUUUGUCAGGAGACGAACCCGGGAGGGAGUGGCGCCUGGAGGCUGUUAUCUCUCGGCCUCCCCACGGCAUUCGUUCAACGGCGCUGCAGCAGUUUUUUGUGAAGAGGAGACCCGUUGUGUUUCCGCCUCUUCUACAGAAGCUCCUCAAUAAGAAGUGGAAAGAAGUCAGCAGUAGGGGCCUUUUCCCUGUUUGUCUCGGCUUCCUGGAGCUGGAUGCCUCGCUCUUGGAUAUAAAUUUAAGGAAAGACAAACAAGAAGUUCUUCUCGCUGUAGAAAGAGAUGUGGCGCAGGCCCUCUUGGAGGCAGUAGGGAGAGUGUUGGCUCCUUCGGUCAGCUCGAUGGGGUUCGAUUCCCAGCAGAAGCAGCGGCAGCUCGAAAUUCAAUUUCACCCUCCUGCUUCGCAGCAAGCGCCAUCUCAGCAGCAGCAGCAACAGCAGGAGGGGCAGCAGCAGCAGCAGCAGCAGCAGCAACAGGAGGAGGCGGGGCAGCAGCAGCAGCAGCAGCAGGGACGGGACGAACAAGCUACCAUGCAGGAGGACGGCAGUCAGCAGCAGCUGCCCAUUGCGCAUGCUGUCUCCGUCUCCUCACAGGGUAGCGAGAACGAACAACAGCAGCAGCAGCAGCAGCCAGGAGUAACUGCAGCAGCUCUGGAUUCGAAAUCACUUGAAUCUGCAAAUAGAAAGGAAGGAUCCGAGGGGGCAGCAGCAGCAGAAACUGCUGCUGCAGUUUCUGCUGCUGCUGCAACAGAGCCAGCAGCAGCAACAGCCUCCACAAGUGCAGCAGCAUCACCAGCACCAGCACCAGUAGCACUAGCAGCAACGGCCGCAACAGCAGCAACGGCAGCCAAGCCCUCCGGCUCCCUGCCUCUGGGUGAGGGCCUGGGCAUCCGGCAGCCCCUUCUGUCGCGGCGGCAGCGCGGAGUUGCUGUAGUUGCUUCUGAACGAGGUGUGCAUACACCGCAUGCAUUGCAAGACCAUGCGCCUCUUCCUCCCUCAGCGCCCCUUUGUGGAGAGCAGCAGCAGCUGGAGAGCAGGGACAAGGCAGGGGGUGUUGCUGCUGCUCAGCUGCUGCAGCAGGAAGGGAGAAGCAGCACCAACAACACCGGCUUAGGAGACAGCCGUUCGGUAACCUCGUCGUGGAGCCCCACUGAGGCUGCUGUUUCUGCUGUCGUUGCUGCUGCGGCUUCUGCUGCUGUUGCUGCUGGUUCUGCUGCUGCUGAGGCUCCUCCUGAUACGGAUGAGGCAGAAGACGCAGUAGUAGCAGAAGUGCUGAGGGCAGCUGUAGGUGAAUGCACUUACGACUGGAGCGAGAUGUACAGUGUGGGAUCGCAUGUAGCAGCAUUGGGAUCGUCUACAGCAUUGGGGUCGUCUCCAGCCUCUGCAGCGGGGUCGUCCCCUCCAGCAGGAGAUGCAUGCGCUGACUUGAGACAUAGCGCUGAUGCUGCUGCCUCUAAUGAUGCCUCUCAGCCCUGGCCUGACGCCCCUACAGACUUCUCUGUUAGUGCGGAGGCGAGGGGAUCCUCUGGGGCCCCUGGGGGCCCCCCCUCCUUCUCUUUUGCUGCUGAAGGGGAGGAAAGAAAUAAAUCAGGUUUUUUUCUGUUUGAAAAGAACUUCUUCCGUGACCUGACGCUUGUGGGGCAGUUUAAUGAAGGCUUUAUAAUUGCUGCACUUCGCAGAAGAAGACAAAAAGCCUCAUUGCUGCUGCCUCAAUCUCAGGCGGAGGGGAGUUCUCCCUCUGCAUGCAAAAACAACAACAGCAGCAGGAACAGCAGCAGCAGCAGCAGCUUGUGCAGCAGCAGCGGGGAGGAAAUGGUGACGAGUUUGUUUAUUAUCGAUCAGCAUGCAAGCGACGAGAAGAGAAUAUUUGAAGGUUUAAACUCCCAGUUCAAGCCCCGCAUGCAGCCGCUGCUGGUGCCUCUGCGUCUCUCGUUGCCAGCACAUUUGCUAGCAGCAGUGGAGAUGUUUUCUUCUCAUCUCAGCAGCAACGGAUUUGCAUGCAUCUUUAUGGGACCCAGUAGCCCUUCGAGGCCCCUGAAGGGCACUCAACAAUUUUGCCUGCUCUCCGCUGCCUCGCAGCAGCGCCCAGCAGUAGCAGCUGCUCCUGCUGCUCCACGCACCCAGCAGCAACAGCAACAGCAGCAGCAGCAGCAGAAACAGCUGCAGCUUGUCGAUGCAGCUGAAGCCAAGUCCUCACCUGAGGUGACAGACGACAGAGCGAAUGAAACAGAAAACAAAAACAAGACCCGAAGCAAAUCCUCGGGAGGAGAAACUCCUACUACUACUCCUGCUGCUGCUGCUGCUGCUGCAUCGCCUGCUGCUGCUGAUGAUGAUGAAGAUGAAGAUGAGGAAGAAGAAGAAGGUCGCCAGUGUUUCCUUACUGGGGUGCCGGUCAUUGAAGGCCAGCAGCUGACUGCCGCCGACUUUGUUGAAUUUCUCUCUGCCUUAGCCAGCGAAGAUCAAGGAAAAGCCCUUUGGAAAGGAACUAUGCCCCCACCUGCAGCAGCAGCAGCAGCAGCAGGAGCAGCAGGAGCAGCAGCAAAGACGGAGGGAAGCUCCUGCACUCACCACCGCGUGCUGCAGUACCGACCCUCGCGUGUUUGGAAUAUCCUCGCCAGUAGGGCCUGCCGCAGCGCAGUAAUGAUAGGAGACCCUUUGUCUCUUCAGAAGCAGCAAACUAUAUUAAGGAGAAUGGCGCUGCUGCAGUUGCCUUUUAACUGUCCCCAUGGACGCCCCACCAUGAGGCACCUCGUAGAUAUACCAACUGCUGCUGCUGCUGGCGCAGCAGCAGCAGCACCAACAGCGACAUCGCAGCAGCAACGCAGCAGCAUCGUCUGCCCGGAACGCCUGCUGCCACUUCAGCAGCAGCAGCAGCAGCAGCAGCAAAUGCAACAGGAUGACCACAGACUGCAGCAAAACUGCCGCUACUAUGCAGCUGGACAUCCUAACGCAGCGCUAAGGCCGGUAGAGAGCCCAGCAAGCAGCAGCAGCAGCAAGGAAGAAGCAGAACCACAAUUUAAGCCUCAAGACCGAAAGAGAACAUCCGGGCAGCGAACUUCUCAGGAAACACAGGAAGCAUUUAAAGUGCGUGUCUGCACACCUGCAGCAGAAACACCCCCUACCUGCCUAGACACCCCAACUGCACGCAGCAAAUAUACAAGUGCUGCUGCAACUCCUGCUGCUGCUAACAGCACAGCUAGCACUGACGGUUCAGGCUCUGCUCCUCCCGUGCCUUCUCCUGAUUAUCAACACCCUCCUCUCUUCUCUGACGACGAAGGCAUGGACGACAAUGAAGCUGCUGCUGCUGCAGCAGAUGCAGCAGAAGCAGCGGAAGCAGCAGAAGCAGCAGCAGCAGCAGAUUCCGGCGACUCCCAAUAUCAACAAAAAGAGGGGCACGUGUUUGAGGUGGAAGAAAUAACACAACGCUCAGACGAAGAUAUGGGACUUGCAGGCCUGCGCCUGACCUUCAUAGGGUAG